Entelurus aequoreus (snake pipefish) is the source of this 5278-nucleotide messenger RNA. RefSeq names its product STE20 related adaptor beta (gene stradb). The record is from RefSeq and is a predicted model, not a curated record. Bases 421 to 1707 code for a protein of 428 amino acids. The transcript has 13 exons. Gene Ontology annotation, biological process: protein phosphorylation. Gene Ontology annotation, molecular function: protein kinase activity; protein serine/threonine kinase activator activity; ATP binding. NCBI's taxonomy places the organism in Eukaryota, Metazoa, Chordata, Actinopteri, Syngnathiformes, Syngnathidae.
CAUCAAACGGCGACGACUGUCUGGUGACGUUUUCACCCCGCGACGACCAUCUGUCUCAAAUUAAAAAGUCUUGCCCAACAUUCUACAUACAUACGUGGUUAAAAACUGUUUUAUGUGAAACUCGUUCUCGUUGCAACAUAAUUUACAGUCAAAUUAAUGGAAUAAUUUUAAAACAAUUAUGUGUCGACAAAAACUAUUUUGCUUCAGAGUAUUCUAACGUGUAUACAUUGAAGACCCAAGCCUGUGGGAAUCAGGGAUACAAACUUGACUGCAUAUUUGCACCUGAUGUCGACCAACAUGCCAAGUGAACCUCCCUUUUUCUUGGAUAUGCACAUCAACCCAGCAUCCAGUCUGUCUCCUGCAGUCCUCUGGCGGACUAAUGCAAAAAAUCUGUGAUUUGAAGGUCGCCUUAAAGACUCCAUGUCUUUCUUGGACUGCUCCUGCCUCUCCCCCACUCAGGUCCAGCCCAUGGACAUAGAGGAGUGCUAUGAGGACACAAGUCUGCAACACUUGCAGGUCUCUUUGUGUGACCAUGAAGGGCAGACAAUGGGGGGCGGUGACAGCAGUGCGGCUUUGUCGGCAGUACCCGCCCACUACCAGUUUCUAACUGAACUUGGGCGGGGCUUCAACAACCUGAGCCAGGUGCACAUGGCGCGCCAUACCCCAACCGGCCAGCUGGUGGCGGUCAAACAAACCAACCUGGAUGAGGUCACAGAGGAGGAGCUUCUGCAGCUCAUGAAUGAGGUUCUUCUGUCUCGAAGGUUCCGUCAUCCAAACCUUCUGACAUCCCGACUUGUCUUUAGCUCUUGCUGCCAGCUGUGGGUCCUCACGCCGCUCAUGGCCUAUGGUUCUGCGCACUCCCUACUCAGAACCCAUUUCCCUGAUGGAAUGAGUGAGUCCCUUAUAGCAUACCUGCUUUAUGGUGUGCUGCAAGCAUUGGAGUACCUGCACCGUAUGGGCUACGUUCACAGGGGUGUAAAAGCCAGUCAUAUCCUGCUGUCAGAAGAGGGGCGUGUCUACCUGUCAGGGCUCCACAGUGUUUACAGUAUGAUGCGUGAUGGGAAGCGGAUGAGGAUGGUGUUCGACAUGCCUCAUCACAGCCCCGCCCUGCUGCCUUGGCUCAGCCCUGAACUACUGCAACAGGACCUUCGUGGUUACGGAGUGAAGUCCGAUAUCUACAGUUUGGGUAUUGCCGCCUGUGAAUUAGUGAGCGGAAGGGUGCCUUUUCAGGACAUGGUCCCUACUCAGACGCUGCUUCUCAAGCUACGUGGCUUACACCCCUGCCUGCCAGACACGGCGCCCUUUCCACUCAGCAAACAGAAAGUGUCCCGGUCAGGGCUGGACUCCGGCAUGGGAGAGAGCUCUGCUACCGGGAGCGCCACGCAUAGCACCAGUGCACCGCCGCUUGCCACAGACGUCCUUCAGAGCCCCGCGCCCAAGAACCACUCGGCCACUCUGCACAGUUUGGUGCAACUGUGUCUACAGCAGCAGCCUGACCGCAGACCGUCUGCCUCUGCUUUGUUGACCCACGCCUUUUUCAAGCAGGUGAAGAAGCACACCAGAGGCUCCUUCCUCAGUCUUGUGUACCCAGCGGUGCCACUCACCAGCUCAGAGGGGCUGCCUUUGUCCUGCCCCCCGUCUCCCCCCUGCCAUGUUCAAACUGCAUCCCCGGGUGUCUGUGCUGAGGUGGCAUGGGAUUUCUCUUGAACCCAACAGGAAAAAGCAUUGAAGGUUUGAACUCCUGUAGUUUUAUUGUGAUCAUUACCCUGAGCCUUUAAGAUUAUUUUGAUAUUUUUUACGUUUUUAUUAGAAAUAUAUUUACAAGGUAACUGUGAAGAUGCUGUAAUCAUCUCAUGAUGAUGAAUUUAUAAUAUUUGCAGUGGUAGGAACCCAUUGAAUUUGUGUAGGGAUCCUUAUUUUGACUUUGUGAAAAAAAGCCAAAUUUAGUGAAGUUUUCCAGUAAACCUUGCUGGGCGUCUGUACUGGUUUGGUCAGAAUCAGAUUCACCUUUAUUGUCAUUGUACUGGGGGUUACAACAAGAUUUAGAGCAACAAUGAUGACUCUGCUGACUUAUAGUAACAUAAAACAAAGUAUUUUAGGAUUUUGUAAGUCUACAAAGAUAUGAACAUUACAUCAUUUUUAUGGUCGAUUGUGUGGAACUGAGAAUUAGGAAAAUAACAUUAAAAAAAUACAUUAGGAUUUGAGUAAAAUAAGUAUUUGAUUCUAAUACAAAUGGGGGUUUAGUGCAUAACAGCAAACAAAUCAGCUGUUUCUUGUAGUUAUAGGGAUUUUGAUGAGAGAAACGUUACAAAACAGAAUGUUUGCACCUUCAAGUUUGACAGUAGUAAUGUUGUUGGAUUCAUAUUCAACAUUUCUCUGCAAACAAAGACGUCCAGUCCACUCGAUGCCAAACACCUGUCAUGUGACCUCAUCACAUUCUCCUUGUCCCUUUGUGUGACUCAUUCAGGUGUUAAUUGUCAAAACUUGUAGUUCAUCCCAGUUUAGUGCAGGUCUACAAUCCUGUCCCUGAGGUCAGCUCUUCGGUCAUGCCUGUGGUGGUGUAGGGUUUGAAUGCAAGAGUGUUUGUGUGACAGGUGUAUACAUAAUGAGUUGAGAUCAGGAAUACUUUCUUAAAGGGACAGGACUUACUUUUGUCUUUCAUGGACACGUAACCACUCUGUGGGGUCACAAUCUUAGUCACUAUGUUACUUAUUUCCCACAGCUAAAAGCAUUUUAGAACUUUUAUUUUCAUUUAAAUGUUUAUAUAGUCCCUCUGUUCAAGUAAAGCAACCAUAAAAAAGGAUGUACUAUUCAUAUUUUUAUAAAAGGGUAAACUUGAUUAUUGAGCAGUGGUUCAAAUACUUAUUUGUAUAUUGAAUAAUUUACGCAGCAAUAAGUCACUUGGAUGAACACACAUGUCAUGAACACAAAUACUUGUUUUGUUUGUGUUGCGUGUGAAAUUUCUGCUGCUGUUUGUGUUCAAAAUACAGUCGCAAUCAAAAGUUUACAUACACCUGUAAAGAACAUCAUGUCAUGGCUGUCUUGAGUUUCCAAUAAUUUCUACAACUCUUAUUUUUUUGUGAUAGAGUGAUUGGAGCACAUACUUGUUGGUCACAAAAAACAUUCAUGAAGUUUGGUUCUUUUAUGAAUUCAUUAUGGGUCUACUGAAAAUGUGACCAAAUCUGCUGGGUCAAAAGUAUACAUACAGCAAUGUUAAUAUUUGGUUACAUGUCCCUUGGCAAGUUUCACUGCAAUAAGGCACUUUUGGUAGCCAUCCACAAGCUUCUGGCAAGCUUCUGGUUGAAGUUUUGACCACUCCUCUUGACAAAAUUGGUUGCAGUUCAGCUACAUUUGUUGGUUUUCUGACAUGGACUUGUUUCUUCAGCAUUGUCCACACGUUUAAGUCAGGACUUUGGGAAGGCUAUUCUAAAACCUUAAUUCUAGCCUGAUUUAGCCAUCCCUUUACCACUUUUGACUUGUGUUUGGGGUCAUUGUCCUGUUGGAACACCCAACUGCUCCCAAGACCCAACCUCCGGGCUGAUGAUUUUAGGUUGUCCUGAAGAAUUUGGAGGUAAUACUCCUUUUUCAUUGUCCCAUUUAAAGGACCAGUUCCAUUGGCAGCAAAACAGGCCCAGAGCACAAUACUACCACCACCAUGCUUGACGGUGGGCAUAGUGUUCCUGGGAUUAAAGGCCUCACCUUUUCUCCUCCAAACAUAUUGCUGGGUAUUGUGGCCAAACAGCUCAAUUUUUGUUUCAUCUGACAUCCCAUGGACAAAGGAUAAGACCUUCUGGAGGAGGUUCUUUGUUCUUAUGUUCUUUACAAGUGUAUGUAAACUUUUGAUCGCGACUGUAUAUACAAACCCCAAAACCAGUGAAGUUGGCAAGUUGUGUAAAUCGUAAAUAAAAACAGAAUACAAUGAUUUGCAAAGCCAUCCAUCCAUCCAUUUUCUACCACUUGUCCCUUCUGGGGUCACAGGGGGUGCUGGAGCCUAUCUCAGCUGCAUUCGGGCGGGAGGCGGGGUACAACCUGGACAAGUCGCCACCUCAUCGCAGGGCCUUUUCAACUUAUAUUCAAUUGAAUAGACUGCAAAGACAAUAUAUUUGUUUUCAAAAUAAUCAUUAACUUAGAAUUUAAUGGCAGCAACACAUUGCAAAAAAGUUGGCACAGGGACAUUUUUACCACUGUGUUACAUGGCCUUUCCUUUUAACAACACUCAGUAAACGUUUGGGUACUGAGGAGACCAGUUUUUUAAGCUCUUCAGGUGGAAUUAUUUCCCAUUCUUGCUUGAUGUACAGCUUAAGUUGUUCAACAAUCUGGGGUCUCCGCCACACAUUUUUAGUGGGAGACUGGACUACAGGCAGGCCAGUCUAGUACCCGCACUCUUUUACUAUGAAGUCACGCUGUUGUAACAUGUGGCUUGGCAUUGUCUUGUUGAAAUAAGCAGGAGCGUCCAUGAAAAAGACAUUGCUUGGAUGGCAACAUAUGUUGCUCCAAAACCUGUAUGUACCUUUCAGCAUUAAUGGCGCCUUCACAGAUGUGUAAGUUACCCAUGUCUUGGGCACUAAUACACCCUUAUACCAUCACAGAUGCUGGCUUUUGAAAUUUGCGCCUACAGUUUCCAAGAAAAAUUUGAAAUGUGUACUCGUCAGACCACAGAACGCUUUUACACUUUGCAUCAGUCCAUCUUAGAUGAGCUUGGGCCCAGCAAAGCCGGCAGUGUUUCUGGGUGUUGUUGAUAAAUGGCUUUCACUUUGCAUAGUAGAGAUGUAGCUACCAACUGUAGUUACUGACAGUGGUUUUCUGAAGUGUUCCUGAGCCCAUGUAGUGAUAUCCUUUACACACUGAUGUCGGUUUUUGAUGCAGUACCGCCUGAGGGAUCCAAGGUCACGGGCAUUCAAUGUUACGUGCAGUGAUUUCUGCAGAUUCUCUGAACCUUUUGAUGAUAUUACAGACCUUAGAGAGGGUGAAAUCCCUAAAUUCCUUGCAAUAGCUCGUUGAGAAAUGUUGUUCUUAAACUGUUCACAUUUGUUCACAAAGUGGUGACCCUCGCCCCAUACUUGUUUGUGAAUGACUGAGCAUGUCAUGGAAGCUGCUUUUAUACCUUUUUAUCACCUGUGGGAUUUUCCAAAUAAGGGUUUUCUUUCUCAGUCUUUUUUGCCACUUGUGCCAGCUUUUUUGAAACAUGUUGCAGGCAUCAAAUUCCAAAUGACCUAAUAUUUGCAAAAAAUAAUGUUUUCCAGUUCAAACGUUAAGUAUCUUGUCUUUGCAGUAUAUU